Messenger RNA from Trametes versicolor FP-101664 SS1, 1164 nucleotides. Its product is annotated as WD-repeat protein. Lineage: Eukaryota; Fungi; Basidiomycota; Agaricomycetes; Polyporales; Polyporaceae. The transcript has a single exon. The record is from RefSeq and is a predicted model, not a curated record. Bases 1 to 1164 code for a protein of 387 amino acids. Gene Ontology annotation, molecular function: protein binding.
AUGGGCAUGCCGAAUGAAGAUGAAGAUGACGAAUACAAGACAAUCACCAAGGAAGAAGCCCUUGUGAGAAGUGAGCAGACGCCGCGCAUUUUGCAGUGGCAGCCCGCCGCCAAUGGACACACGGGGGCAAUUACGUCGCUCACGUAUUCCCAUGACAGCACGAUGCUUGCGACCGGCUCGGACGACACCUCCAUCGCCCUCUGGAACACGUCCAACCAGACCAUCGUCCGCAAGUGGGACGCGCACACCGACGUCGUAUGGGAGCUCGCGUUUUGCCUCGACAACAAACGGCUCGCGUCCGCCGGCGCGGACAGCAACGUCAUGGUGUGGUGGGUUGAGACAGGUGAAUGCCUGGCAACGAUGACUGGGCACGAGGAGACCAUCCACGGGAUGGCGUGGUCCGCGCACGGGAAAUACAUUGCGUCGGGCUCAGACGACAUGAGCGUGCGCCUGUGGGAUGCGGACACGUAUGAGCAAAAGACGGUGCUUGAGGGCCACGAAGCGAUGGUCACAUUUGUGCGCUUCUCCCGCAACAGCCGCUGGCUCGCCUCGGGUGCGGCGGACUACUGCGGACGUCUCUGGGACGUCGAGGCGGGCACGCCGCAUGUGGUACUACGCGGACACAGGGGGAUGCUCUGGAAUGCAGACUUCGACGCGGACGACCGUAGGCUCGUGACGUGUUCGGACGACGGGAGCGCGCGCGUAUGGAGCGUAGAGACGGGCGAGAUGCUCGUCAACAUUCACGAGCACCAGAGCCCGGUGUGGAGCGUCGCGUUCAGCCCGGGCGGGACGCGCGUGCUCACAGCGUCGAGCGACUCCACGGUCAGACUCUCUAUGUCGUCCACAGGCCGGGGCAAGUUCGUCCUCAGUGGGCACGAGAGCAUGGUCAACACUAUAUGCUUCUCGCCCGACGGAAAGUACGUUGCCUCAGCGUCAUGUGACGAAACCGCACGUUUGUGGCACGCUGCCGAUGGGAAGUCUCUCGCCACGUUUGACGAGCACAACGACAAGGUGACACUAGUAGCGUUCGGUCCUGAUGGCGACACUCUCGCAUCGGGAUCAGAUGAUGGCACCGUUCGCAUCCGAUUGAGAAAGGAAUGGGAUCCCUACGGUGCAGAACAAGACGAAGACGACAGCCACGACGACGGCGACGACGACGAGUAG